CAUCGAACUGAGCAACGGACUCCGGGCUCUCCUCAUCUGCGACGUCAGCGGGGCGGAUGGGAACGCCAAGGGUGAAAGGCAGCAGGGGGGGGCAGAGGAGAUGGACAAGGAGCAGGAAGGAGACUCUGGUGAGGGCUCUGAGGAAGAGGAGAGUGAUGAGGAAGAAGACGAGGAGAGGGAUUUGAUUGAACUAGACGAAGAAACGGACACGAAGAAGAAGAAGAGCCCCGAGAAGCAGGCGGCGGCUGCUCUCUGCGUCAGCGUAGGAAGCUUCAGUGAUCCAGAGGAUCUCCCUGGCCUCGCCCACUUCCUGGAGCACAUGGUCUUCAUGGGCAGUGAGAAAUACCCGGCAGAGAACGACUUUGACGCCUUCCUGAAGAAGCACGGAGGGAGCGACAACGCCUCCACCGACUGUGAAAGGACCAUCUUCCAGUUCGACGUGCAGAGGAAGUAUUUCAGGGACGCCCUGGACAGAUGGGCCCAGUUCUUCAUCUGUCCGCUGAUGAUCGAGGACGCCGUGGACCGGGAGCUGGAGGCCGUGGACAGCGAGUACCAGUUGGCCCGGCCGUCCGAUUCCCACCGCAAGGAGAUGCUGUUUGGAAGUCUGGCCAAGCCGGGACAUCCCAUGGGCAAGUUCUGCUGGGGUAAUGCUCAGACAUUAAAGCACGAACCAAGAGAGAAACAGAUCAAUACCUACGAGAGGCUACGAGACUUCUGGAAGAGACAUUACUCUGCUCACUACAUGACCCUGGCUGUUCAGUCAAGAGAGUCGCUGGACACCCUGGAGGAGUGGGUGAGAGAGAUCUUCAUCAAGAUCCCCAACAACGGUGAACCCCGACCCGACUUCUCCCAUCUGCAGCAGCCGUUUGACACUCCGGCCUUCCACAAACUCUACAGAGUGGUUCCUGUGAGGAAGGUCCACGCUCUGACUAUCAGCUGGGCCGUGCCACCACAGGGGAAACACUACAGAGUGAAGCCUCUUCAUUACAUCUCCUGGUUGAUCGGACACGAGGGAGCCGGCAGCAUCCUGUCUCUGCUCAGGAAGAGGUGCUGGGCUCUGGCUCUGUUCGGAGGAAACAGUGAGACGGGCUUUGACCAGAACUCCACCUACUCCAUCUUCUCUGUCUCCAUCACCCUGACAGAUGAGGGCUACCAGAACUUCUACCAGGUUGUCCACCUGGUGUUCCAGUACCUGAAGAUGCUGCAGACUCAGGGACCCCAGCAGAGGAUCUAUGAAGAAAUUCAGAAGAUCGAAGACAACGAGUUCCGCUAUCAGGAGCAGACGGAUCCUGUUGACUUUGUGGAGAACAUCUGUGAGAACAUGCAGCUGUUCCCCAAACAGGACUUCCUGACCGGAGACCAGCUCAUGUUCCACUACGACCCUCAGGUGAUCGGAGCGGCCCUUUCUCUGCUGACGCCGCUCAGAGCCAACCUGUUGCUGCUCUCUCCGGAGAACGAAGGCCGCUGCCCGCUGAGAGAGAAGUGGUUCGGUACCAGCUACAGCUGUGAAGACAUCCCAGAGGAGUGGGAACAGCGCUGGGAAGCGGACCUGGAGCUGAACCCGGACCUUCAUCUCCCUGCAGAGAACCGCUUCAUUGCCACGGAUUUCAACCUGAAAACAUCCGACUGCCCAGACACAGAGUUCCCCGUCCGGAUCCUGGACCUUGAGCAAGGCGCUCUGUGGUACAAGAAGGACAACAAGUUCAAGAUCCCUAAAGGCUACAUCCGCUUCCACCUGAUCUCCCCCAUCAUCCAGGACAGUCCUGACAACCUGGUUCUGUUCGACCUGUUCAUCAACAUCCUGGCCCACAACCUGGCCGAGCCGGCCUACGAGGCCGACGUGGCCCAGCUGGAGUACAAGCUGCUGGCCGCAGAGCACGGCCUGGUGGUCCGGCUGAGGGGCUUCAACCACAAGCUGCCGCUGCUGCUGAAACUCAUCGUGGAUCACCUGGCGGACUUCAGCGCCGAGCCGGGAGUCUUCAACAUGUUCACGGAGCAGCUGAAGAAGACCUACUUCAACAUCCUCAUCAAGCACGACAGACUGGGCAGGGACGUCAGGCUGCUGAUCCUGGAGCACCGGCGCUGGUCCGUCAUCCAGAAGUACCGGGUUCUGACUGCGGGCCUGAGCGUCCAGCAGCUGAUGGCGUUUGCUGCGGCGCUGAAGGCGGAGCUUUACCUGGAGGGGCUGGUCCAGGGAAACUUCACCGGCGCCGAGUCCAGAGAGUUCCUGCAGAACUUCACCGAGGCGCUGCGGUUCCGGGCCCCGGCAGCAGAGGUUCCGGUGCUGUUCCAGGUGGUGGAGCUGCCUCAGCAUCAUCACCUGUGUAAGGUGAAGUCUCUGAACAAAGGAGACGCUAACUCUGAGGUCACCGUCUACUACCAGGUGGUCGGCUUCGGCCCGCAGGAGAACGACCCGCCGGAUCUGACCGCCGCUGACUCCGCCUCCUCGACCUACGGUCAAGUGAACGAGCUGACCUUCCUGCCGGUCCUGGCGCCGGCGCUGCGGGAAGCCACGCCCAUCAGUGACAUCAGAGCGUUCACCUCAUCCCUCCCCCUCCACCCCUACCAUAAAAUCCUCAGCUAGCCCCGCCUCCGUUUCUGAUUGGUUGGUAAGAAGCAGCCAAUCAGCUGAGAGGACUGGGACAGGAAGUAGGGUGGAGGUAGAUUUGAACCAAAAUGCAGAUUUCCAGGGGAAGUGAAGGCAGCGUGACGACUCAGGGCUUUUAAAUAAAACACAAAUGUUUGAACUGA
Molecule: messenger RNA, 2751 nt
Organism: Fundulus heteroclitus (mummichog)
Lineage: Eukaryota; Metazoa; Chordata; Actinopteri; Cyprinodontiformes; Fundulidae
Gene: nrd1b
Product: nardilysin b (N-arginine dibasic convertase)
Exons: 24
Coding region: 101-2584 (827 amino acids)
Biological process (GO): proteolysis
Molecular function (GO): metalloendopeptidase activity; metal ion binding
Source: RefSeq, a predicted model, not a curated record